This is a messenger RNA of [Torrubiella] hemipterigena, 3994 nucleotides long. The record is from the annotation of a GenBank genome assembly. NCBI's taxonomy places the organism in Eukaryota, Fungi, Ascomycota, Sordariomycetes, Hypocreales, Clavicipitaceae.
GGGCGGCAUAGAAUUUCUAGACGGGCCUUUUUGCUGGGUUUUGCCAUUUACCAGUUACAGUCUCAUCAGCCUCUGUUUUUUUUAAACAAAAUACGCUGUGCAAAUACGAUACAAUGCCUGCCAUCGGUCAACGCUCUGGUGGCUCGGGAGAUGCUCCCAGCCAGUAUAACCAACGAUCGAGAAAGGGAAAGAAGGCCUGGAGAAAAAAUGUCGAUGUCACAGAGGUACAGGAGGGUCUUGAAGAAUUGAACAAUGAACUUAUCCGAGGUGGUGUUAUCCGCGAAAAGGCCUCCGAAGAUCUCUUCACCAUCGAUGUCAAAGGCGACGCCGCCGCUGCGAAAAAGCUUUCCAAGCACAGAUCCAAGACUCUCAAGGCCGACGAGGUUCUCGCUCAACGAUCUGCCAUUCCUGCUGUCCCCAUGCGCAAGAGACCCGGUGACAAGACUACAAACGGCCUUGUUCCUGCUAAGCGUGCCCGAAAGGACUGGGUAUCCCACAGCGAGCUUGCCCGACUAAAGCGAGUGGCUGACGGCGAACACACCUCCACGAUAGAACUCCGCGACGCUACAUUCGAUCUCUGGGACGCUCCCAUUGAGCCCCCUAAGGACCCCAAUGCGCCUGUCGUGGCCAAGAUCAAGCAGCCCAAGACCAUGUCCGAGGCCCCCAUCUCGCUCGUCGCCAGCGGCAAGAAGGUGUCUGCCGUUCCCACGCCCGGCGGAGGAUACAGCUACAACCCCGUCUUUGCCGACUACGAAGACCGCCUCGCUCUCGAGGGUGAGAAGGCUGUGGGUGCUGAGCGCAAGCGUCUGGCUGCCGAGGAAGCCGACAGAUUGAAGCAGGAAGCAUCUGCUCGCUCUGCUGCUGAAGCCGAUGCCGCUGAAGAGAGAGCCAACAUGUCUGAGUGGGAGGAGGACUCGGAAUGGGAGGGCUUCCAGAGCGGCACGGAGGAUGGCAAGCCCGCUGUCAAGCGCCCCGAGCGCAAGACUCCCGCGCAGCGCAACAAGAUUAAACGCCGCAAGGAAGAGGAGCAGCUGGCCAAGCACAAGGCCGCUGUUCGCGCUCAGCGCACGCAGUCUCACCGCCUCAAGGAAAUCACCGCAGAGCUUGAUGCCGAGGAACAUAGCAAGGCGCUUGUCCUGGCUGGAGCUGAGGAUGCCGAGUCGGAAACAGAAGACGAGCUUGCUACCGAGAAGUUGCGCCGCCGCCAGCUGGGCAAGUUCAAGUUGCCCGAGAAGGACUUGGAGCUUGUCCUCCCUGAGGAGUUGGAGGACUCGCUGCGUCUGCUGAAGCCAGAGGGCAACCUGCUCAAGGACCGCUACCGAAGCAUGCUUGUCCGUGGUAAGGUCGAGAGCCGCAGACACAUCCCCUUCCACAAGCAGGCCAAGAAGAAGGUCACCGAGAAGUGGACACACAAGGAUUUUGUCUUGUAAGACGUUACUACUUGCUGGAUUGGUCUUGUUUUGGGGUUCGGGUUUACAAUUCUGGGCUGUUUUCUUCACAAAAGCAUAUUUUCUGGCGCGAAUGGUGUUUUAUCGUUUUUGUUCUUUGCAUACGACUUGGUCUUGUUUUUCUCCUUGCGAACAUAGAAUGUCAUGUAUCCGUUUUAUAUAAGAGACAAUAAGAGAAAUUCAACAUGUAAAAAGAAUCAUCAUCUAUUGGUUUGCAUUUGCUAGUGCUGUGAUGAGCCUAGCUAGAUAUGUACUAAGGUAUGCUCGCAUCAAACAUUAAAGGCAUAUCAAAUCUCUACCAAACAGGCCACGCUUGGCCCAGUCCAUCGCCAACAAGCUGCGCGUUCUGAAGCUAACGCUCUGCGCAAAAUAGACUGAGCGCCAGGCAUACACAGCCCAGAGACCACCCACAGCGCUCCAGCCGUCGCCGAGAUCAAAGGCUGCGGAGUUGCCAAUGUAGGCAAGGCUGCCCAGAUGACGGUACUCAAAGGCCUUGUAGGCGGCAGCAUCGAGGUCACCAUCUCUGACAUCGUUGAUGGCCAUACCGGGACCCAUUCUCGCCAGUUUGUUGAACUUGUGGGCAAGGUAGAUACCCUGCUGGUGUGCGCGCUGUGCUGUAGCCGGCAGGGAUGUCAGCUUGCUGUCGAUCUGAGAGAGGAGCUCGCGCAGCUCGCCAAAGUCGAGAGUGCCCGACUUGUCCUUGUCAAACUCCUGGAAGAGCUUGUCGAGACGCUUCAGGUGGUUAAUGGCCUGUGGGAAGCGCUUCUUGACGUCAAGAGCUACGCUGCGCCAGUCGCUAAAGUGGAAGUGCAGCGUCUCGGGGUCCUUGCCACGCUUGUAUGCAAUGCUGCGCAUAUAUGAGAUGACGUGAUCAGUGAUGUUGUUCUGUACAGUCGAGCAGUCGCCAAUGGCGUACACGUCGCCAAGCGGUGUACCGUUGAGGCGCAGAUAAGUGUCUGUUUCGAGAGCGCGUGUGUUGGGCUGGAAGUCGCCGAGCUUGGCGGCAAUCUUUUGUGCGAGAUCUGUCUGCGAGACACCAGUAGACCAGAGGCAGAAGGCGUGGGGGAUUUCCUUGGUGACUACCUUGCCGUCCUCACCCUGCUGUGUGAAGAUAAUCUUGUUUUCCUGGACCUCCUUGACUCGUGAGUUGGUCAUGACGUUGACUUGGUCACGCUCAAAACGCUUCUCAGCGUACUCGGAGACAGCUUCGUCGUAGGUGUUGAGGAUGUGGCUUCGGCUUUGGAUCAAGUGGACAGAGAUUUCGUUUCGCAGCAGCUUAGGGAAUUGGCGUGUUAAGUCUUCGUUGAGGAGAUCGUAUAGCUCAGCAGCAAACUCGACACCGGUAGGACCACCGCCACUAAUGACAAAGGAAAGCAGACGCUUGCGCUCUUCGUCUGUCGUGGUGGGCAAGCAAGCUGUUUCGAAGUUGCGAAUCACUCUGUUUCGGAUCAGGCGGGCGUCGGUAAUGUCCUUGAGGAAGAAGGCGUGUUCGAGGCCCUUGACACCGUGGGGGUUGCUCACGGAGCCAACACCGAUGACCAGCUUAUCGUAGGGCACAUAGAAGCUGACGCGGUUUCCGUUGGUAUCCUUUUGCGAAACUUCGACGAGCUUCUCGUUGAAGCAAACAUCAUCUGCCUUGGCGCGGAUGAAAUGGCCAUUAAUCGGGUUGAGAAUGUUUCGGAUUGGUUCGACUAGAGAUCGCAUCUCGAGCGUACCAACCGUUGCAGAGGGCAGCAUUGGCGUAAACAAGAAGUAGUUUGUGGGUGAGAUGACAGUAAUAUGGUAGUCUUCGGGGUUGAUGUUCUUGAGGAGGGCAACACUGCCCCAGCCUCCGCCGAGGAUGACAAGCUUAGGCUUCUCGAGGCUCUGCUUCUUGGCCAUGUUGUCUUCAUCGUCAAUAAAAACUUCAGCAAUCGGCAGAUUCUUUGGGCCGCCACGGUUGGGCUGAAGCGCCAGCUUGGCAACCUCGAUAUCGCCGUUCUCGCAUCCUUCCUUGUAGGUGCUGGCAUCGUAGAGGAAGAAGCCAACAACACCGAGUCCAACCACGGUGAUGGAAAUACCCAUCCAAGCUGCGGCUCGGUAGAUGAAGUUGAGCAGCUUUGAAUUGACCUGGGGCAGUGGCUUGCCGGAGAGGUGUCGGGCCAACAGCAGCUGUUUCUGGUCGAUCUGUAUGGUCGGCCGAAUAGAUCGCGUGCGUAGGGAUGCAAUUGAUCUUGUUCCAAACUGCGCUGUGUAUAGACGAGCACCAUGCAAAGCUCUAGAUGUCGGGAUACGCCGCAUGGGCUGCGCGGCGCGGAGCGAUGAGGGCAUCGCGCGCGGGACCGUAGUAGGAGGCCUCAUGGUGAGGAGAACGGGCAAUUGAACUGCUUAAGCAGACCGGUUACCAGCACAAGCCAUAUGAAGCUUCACAGAAGCAAGGAAAUAAAUUAGGCAAAGGAACAAGACGCCAGAAAAAUCCAAUCGGUGGCGAUGAAGAAAGCAACGGCGGAAGGCUCGGGGGCGAUCGAUGCAAAGACACAAAAACCAAGGCGGGAAUUUGGACGGCG